AUCUAUUCUUGCUCCGGGACAGUUAUGUGACAGUUAUGAUGUAGUCGCAGCCAUCUUCCAAGUAAAGAUUGGUUUCUCAUAACGUGCGUUUCGCGGUUUUCAGUCUUCCAUUAUAUUUCAAUGCAUGUCCAGACAUAGUAUCUUAUGCUCUCAAGCUUACUAUAUUUAUCGAUACCUGUUCCUAGUCACGUCGGCAACUGCUCGGCAAAAUGGGACAAAAGAGUCAUUCAAACGCAAUUACUUCCUUCCAACAACAAACACUAUUUUCGAAUUUGUUCUCGAAGGUUGAUCUUCAUCCAGUUCCAUUACCGGAUCGGCCACACAGCUCAAGAUAUGCAGUUAAAUUCGGCUUUGGUACCCCCGCCGCGGGCGCUUCUGUUCGACGUCUUUGGAACAUGCGUCAAUUGGCGCAAGUCCGUCACAGAAUCCUUAGUCACAGAAUGCAAUCGAGCACUGGAGAAUCCAUCCAAAUUAAUUCCCCCGGUUGCACGUUCGGGCGCAGGCAAGAAGGACUGGGCUGAUUUUGCCCAGCGCUGGCGGAACACAUAUAUCACGUUCGUAGCAUCCAUCGCGAAAGAUCCGACGAUACCAUGGAAGACCAUCGACGAACAUCAUCAUGAUUCUUUGAAGGAGCUAUUGGACGAAGCCGGACUCGUUGAUUUGUGGACGCCCGAGGAGGUCCGGGACCUCUCCCUCGUCUGGCAUCGGCUGGAGCCGUGGAACGACUCGGCGGAUGGCAUCGGGGAAUUAAGCAAGGUCGCCUCGACCUGCACCCUGAGCAAUGGGAACCUGAGCCUACUCCGUGACCUGAAGGCGUUUGGCGACUUGCCGUUCACGCACCUCUUCAGCGCAGAACAGUUCAAUUCGUAUAAACCGUCUCCGCGCGUGUACCUUGGGGCGGUCGGCAAGCUCGGAUUGGAGCCGCGGGAUUGCGCUAUGGUUGCAGCGCAUCUGGGCGACUUGAAGGCUGCAAAGGCGUGCGGACUUCGGGCCAUCUAUGUUGAGCGGCCGGGUGAGGAGGGUUGGAAUCAGGAGAUGAUUGCUCAGGCAAAGCAGGAUGGCUGGGUUGACCUUUGGGUUCCCUUGGUGGAGAAAGGGGGCGAUGGAAAGGACGUCUCCCUUGACGGAUUCCUAACUGUAGCUACAAGGCUUGGUAUAGAGAUCGAGAAGAAGGGGAAAGAUGGUGCGAAUGCGUCGUUGUGAUACUCCUGAAUAGUCGCUCAGCCAUUUGAAAUCAGACAUCUUGCCAUAUGCCUUCAAUUACUCCAUCCUAAAUCACUAUUUCUGGCUAUGAGUUAUUUAUAC
Molecule: messenger RNA, 1305 nt
Organism: Eremomyces bilateralis CBS 781.70
Lineage: Eukaryota; Fungi; Ascomycota; Dothideomycetes; Eremomycetales; Eremomycetaceae
Product: haloacid dehalogenase
Exons: 1
Coding region: 334-1203 (289 amino acids)
Molecular function (GO): hydrolase activity, acting on halide bonds, in C-halide compounds
Source: RefSeq, a predicted model, not a curated record